Molecule: messenger RNA, 597 nt
Organism: Didymodactylos carnosus
Lineage: Eukaryota; Metazoa; Rotifera; Eurotatoria; Philodinida; Philodinidae
Source: the annotation of a GenBank genome assembly
AUGAUACGUGAUAGUACCGAUAAUGAUGACUAUGAAGAUAGUAUUAUUCGACAAUCACGGCAGUCAACGAUAAUGGAGAGAGAUGAAGUCAGAUCACCAACGGAAACAAAAGCAAUAGAAACAACAGAAUUUAAGAAACGAAAUUUAUUUAUUUUUCUAAUUAUUGGUUUAACACUUUUGAUAGCUGGAGAAGGUUUUCUUGCAUAUAAAAUAGGAUUAUUUGCUGGGGAACCAUUAAAUAUUUUUUAUACCACCAUGAUAGAUGGUGUUCCCGAAAAGUACACUACCACCUCUAAUGACAAUGAGGUUGAAUUACUUGACAAUUCAACAGCAAAUAUUGUUGACAACACUGCAUCAACGAUAGAUGUUCAAUGGACACAAUCUACCAUUGUAACGGCAACGACAAUGGAUAGUACAGACAAACUUCCAAUUCAAGUUCCGUCGUGUAAUAACCUAUCAUAUCAGUGCGGUUGUCGCAAAGGUUAUUGUUGGACAACAUGCUUUGAUAAAUUUUGGUGUUAUUCGAGUAACAGAUCAACAAGGGUAUUACUAAAAGACGCGAACACCCACGAACAUCCACGAACACCCCCAAAUUAA